Melanotaenia boesemani (Boeseman's rainbowfish) is the source of this 2566-nucleotide messenger RNA. RefSeq names its product hyaluronan synthase 1 (gene has1). Gene Ontology annotation, biological process: extracellular matrix assembly; hyaluronan biosynthetic process. Gene Ontology annotation, molecular function: hyaluronan synthase activity. The record is from RefSeq and is a predicted model, not a curated record. The transcript has 5 exons. Bases 144 to 1862 code for a protein of 572 amino acids. Lineage: Eukaryota; Metazoa; Chordata; Actinopteri; Atheriniformes; Melanotaeniidae.
AAAGGAGCUCGCACAUGGCUUCUUGCUUCAUUAAGCUUAGCGGUCUGGAAAGCCAGGAGACUGCAUGCCAGACAAAAAGACUAAAACAACACCCGGUGGAUGUAUCCCAAAUUUAAAGCCAGAGGAUCUUAACAUCCGAAACGAUGGAGCUGAAACCUUUACUGAAGAAGCUGGGCUCAAUUGUUCGGGCCAUCUUCACCUUCCUCUUUGCUCUGGUGGUUCUGGGCGUCAUGGUGUGGGCCUACGUUGAAGGUUUCCAGCUGGUGACAUCCAUGUAUGGCAUCAUUUCAUUUGGCUUUUAUGGACUUCUCCUCUCACUCCACAUGUUAGUCCAGAGCUUCUUUGCUUAUAUUGAGCACCGGCGAAUGAGAGCUCAGACAGAUCCAUGCAGCUUCACCAAAACAAUCGGUUUCACUAUAUCUGCUUACGAAGAGGACCGCGCAUAUCUCAGCCAGUGCCUCAACUCUGUGAAGGCCCUCAAGUAUCCACCUGAGCUGAUGCGCAUUAUCAUGGUGAUAGAUGGGAAUUCAGAUGAGGACAGAUAUAUGAUGGACAUGUUCAAGGAAGUGUUUGCAGAUGACGAUCCUGGUGUCUGUGUGUGGCAGAACAACUACCAUAGUUGGGAUCCCACCCAGGUCCAGCAGGAUAUAGAAAUGGGCCAAAAAGAGAAUUCUGAUUAUGCGAUAGGAGAGGAUCCACAGCGAAAAGAAGUAGAGCACCUGAUUCAGACCAAGAGGUGUGUGUGCAUCAUGCAGAAGUGGGGAGGCAAGCGGGAGGUCAUGUACACUGCCUUUAAAGCACUUGGAUCAACAGUUGACUAUAUACAGGUGUGUGAUUCAGACACAAAGCUGGAUCCUUUGGCCACUGUGGAGCUAUGUAAGGUGUUGGAGAGUAACCCCAAGUACGGUGCUGUUGGAGGAGAUGUGAUGAUCCUCAACGUCAAAGACUCUUACAUCAGCUUCAUGAGCAGUCUUAGGUACUGGAUGGCUUUCAACAUUGAAAGGGCUUGCCAGUCCUUCUUCAACUGCGUGUCUUGCAUUAGUGGUCCUCUAGGUCUGUACAGGAAUGAUAUCCUCCAGCAGUUUCUGGAAUCGUGGUAUAAUCAGAAAUUUUUGGGAACUCACUGCACAUUCGGGGACGACAGGCAUCUCACCAACCGUAUGCUGAGCAUGGGCUACGCCACAAAAUACACAGCACGCUCAAAAUGCUACACAGAAACACCAGCUCCGUUUCUUCGCUGGCUCAACCAGCAGACUCGCUGGACAAAAUCUUACUUCCGCGAGUGGCUCUACAAUGCAAUGUGGUGGCACAAGCAUCAUCUGUGGAUGACCUACGAGUCCAUCGUCUCAGGUAUUUUCCCUUUCUUUGUCACUGCCACCAUCAUCCAGCUGUUUUGGAGAGGCACACUGUGGGACAUCCUUUGGAUCCUGUGCUGCAUCCAGCUCAUUGGGUUGGUGAAAGCAGCUUACGCCUGCCUCUUGCGGCAAGACACAGUGAUGGUGUUUAUGUCGCUCUACUCAGUUCUGUACAUGACCAGCUUGCUGCCUGCAAAGUACUUUGCCAUUCUAACAAUGAACAAAAGCAGCUGGGGGACGUCAGGCAGGCGCAAGAUUGUCGGCAAUUACAUGCCCCUCCUUCCUCUGUCAGUGUGGACUGCUAUUUUAUUAGGUGGGCUUUGUUUCAGAAUCUAUAAGGAAAGUAAAGUAAACUGGUCAAGUGAAGAAAAAAUAUUAGAGAUCAGGUUUCUUAUUUUCGGUAGUGUGGCCUAUGUGUGCUACUGGUUGCUGAUGAUGCUUUUCUACUGGGGGUGGUUCCGGAGAUUAUUCAGAAGACGCUCCCGAACGUACAGAGUAAAUGUGUAGGUCUUAAGAAGGAAGAUAAUUUAUUUGAUUUAAACCUUAUUUCAAUUAAUGAUUUCAUGGAUAACAUUCACCUUAUUAGAACUCUUUUGAGUACUAAGAAGAUGCUCUCAUAUAAAACUACAACAGUUUUACUCAUAUGGAGAUAUUGUUGCACAUUUCAGGGAAACUGUACUGAGGCUUUUGGAGCCUUUACACUUCUCAGGUUUCUCAUUAUCAGGUGAUGGUGAAGUGAUUGGGUCUUCCAUCAGAUGUCACAUAUUUAGCUGUGAUAUCUUUAGACAUCUAUACAGAACAUUUAUGUAUUAAAUUAUUAUCUCAGUAAGGUUCUUUUCUAGUGAAAACUGUAUUUUAAAAUAAUUCUGUUUAUGUGUAUGCAAAUCCAUGUAUGUGUAUGAAAAUGACUUUGGCAAUGCAAGGAAAGCCAGCAGAAAGAUCUGCCACUGUGUCAAUUUAGUCAGUCUUUUUUCACCGUUUCUACUUUUUGAGCACUGCUUCCUGGACUGUGCCUCUGCAGCCUUACAGACUUACUUGAAAAUCACAUUUAGAGAAUGUGAGAGUGUACAACUCUGACUAAAGGAUUGUGUAACGUACUCCAGCAGGGGGACAGUUCAUCAUAUACUGUUUAUUAUUACUGCUGUAUUUUUUUUAAUCUAUUAAGUAUGAAUAUUCAUUGUGGAUGCACUUUUUAAAUGUUAUAACACAAG